UUUUACGUGACUAGCCGAUUCCGAUGUAAAAGGUGAAAAAAUCGCGAAAUUCUUUAACCUGUGCAAAAAGUUCUCCAUUUUCCUCAUAUUCUACAAUGUCUCCGGGUCCAGAACAGCACGGAUUGAAAAUCGACGACACAACCAAGAAAUUGAAAAAGUCGGAGAUCGAUUUUAUGCGUCUGAUUGAACAGCAGAACUUGCAACGGGUCCAGAAGUUGCAACGCCAGCGGAGGAACAGCAAAAUCACUGCCCUCUCGUUGGGCGGAACCGUUCUCGGGAUUUAUCUCUACUCUAUGUAUUCCGUAAAACAGGAACGAUUCUUGGACGAUUUUGAGGAACCUUUGAAGGUGGAAGUACCGCAAAAGCAAUAA
Molecule: messenger RNA, 371 nt
Organism: Ochlerotatus camptorhynchus
Lineage: Eukaryota; Metazoa; Arthropoda; Insecta; Diptera; Culicidae
Gene: Ccdc56
Product: Coiled-coil domain containing 56
Exons: 1
Coding region: 96-371 (91 amino acids)
Biological process (GO): mitochondrial respiratory chain complex IV assembly
Cellular component (GO): mitochondrial inner membrane
Source: RefSeq, a predicted model, not a curated record